GUUGUGCAUAUCAGAUGCAUGCUUUAUAUGGAAAUGUCACACUGGUUGUUGGCUUUAUGUUAACUUGUGCUCUUGCUAUUGUUUUGAUUGUCUUAAUUGGAAAAAAUGAAUAUGUGCUUACAGUAGUGACAUUGUGGCACUGCAGUCAGUACGCUACCAUUGUGAUGUUGCACAGCCCUCAUGUAACCUGCUGUGAUAUUGAAAAAUAAUACUUUGUGCCCAGGGGCUGAAAACUUGAUGAUCCAAGCCUGACUGUGUACCUCAAAGGUUUGUCACAGCUGUUCUUUAGUCAUGGCCACCCUGAGCAUGAAGCCAGGCCUCCGCUGCAGAGUGCCUGACUGGGAGAACAGCAAUGAACAGAUCUCAGAGACCGCACAGCACAGGCGACACAUUGCACACGAGAUACGGCAAGAGGGGCGGGCUCUGCGAAAUGAGACAGCCAAUAAGACAAGCUGGGAUGAGUAUGACAGCAGUCGUCGGCUGAGUGACAGGAUCAGUGACAUCGCACGUUGGAAGAAGAGCCUGGAGGCCUGCGCACAAGAAGUGGAUGCAGAAAUAGACGCUCUCACAGUAGCAAAGGAAGAGACAGAGCGAGCCCUUGCAGCCACAGUGCUGCCCCUAGAGGUCUCUGCUGAGUGCCUGACCUUGAGAGAGGGUCGCCGGGGUAAUGAGCUGGUUAGUGACCCAGUGGAAGCAGAGCUGAAAAAGGAAGUGGACGUGAUUGAUGGGGCACAGCGGGUCCUGCAGCAGCGUAUUGACCAAGCCUUCGAACAGCUGUGUUUGCUGCAGGAAGCCCGUCACCAACUGAUCCUUGACCUCCAGCACAAGGUGGAGGCUUUGGAUGUAGACAUGUCCUGCCUGUCCCUCACUGUGACAUCACCUGAAAUCUCACUGAAGCCCAAUCCCACUAGAGUUCCACCUGGUUCCACAACCCCCCAGCAGUGGGAGCAGUUCAGCCACUACAAUGUAACCAGAGCCAAAGAAGAGAUGCAAGCUUCUCUACAGCUUAGAGAGAAUAUCAGUAUCUCUAGAGCUCAGGUGCAGAAUGAAUUGGAGGCUCAGCGCAUAGCCACAGAGUUCACCCUCCGUAAACGCACUCAUCAUCUGGAACAGGCCCUCCAGGAACUCCAAUGGCAGCUAAAAACUACUCAGGAUGAGAUAACUGACCUGGAGGGAGAUAUCCGUGGAUUGGAGAGGGACAUGCAGGCUAAGAUGGCUCCACUAAAGCUGGUCCACACUCGUUUGGAGAACAGGACCAAGAGGCCUGGUUUGGACCUGUGCAGAGAUGAGGUGCAGUAUGGGCUGGUGGAGGAGGCCAGACAGCUGGAUUCUACCAUUCUGGCUCUGAAACAGAAACUGGCUCAGGCUCAGGACUCCUUGCAGUCUCUGCAACAUCAUGAAGCCCAGAUGCUGGAGGAUCUGUCUCUUAAGCAGGAGGCCCUGGCUCUGGAGCAGCGCAGCAUGCAGACCCGUCGCCACCUGACCCCCACUGCUCAAAGUGACACCUCGUCCAUGGCUGUGGUGCCCCUCGCCAACUCCAGAGGCAGGCUACAGCUAGCCUAAGCUAAACACUCAGACUGUUAGCCAGCCUGAACUGACUUAGUUUAACCUUUCACUGACUUAUCACAGCUUCACCCAAAAAGCUCCUGCUUUUCUCCUAAACUCCAUA
This is a messenger RNA of Colossoma macropomum (tambaqui), 1669 nucleotides long. It is a transcript of the gene tekt2, whose product is annotated as tektin 2 (testicular). The transcript is spliced from 10 exons. Lineage: Eukaryota; Metazoa; Chordata; Actinopteri; Characiformes; Serrasalmidae. The record is from RefSeq and is a predicted model, not a curated record. Gene Ontology annotation, biological process: cilium assembly; cilium movement involved in cell motility. The coding region runs from base 292 to 1563 and encodes 423 amino acids. Gene Ontology annotation, cellular component: nucleus; microtubule cytoskeleton.